Molecule: messenger RNA, 1263 nt
Organism: Fraxinus pennsylvanica
Lineage: Eukaryota; Viridiplantae; Streptophyta; Magnoliopsida; Lamiales; Oleaceae
Source: the annotation of a GenBank genome assembly
AUGUUCGGGAGAGCACCAAAGAAGAGUAAUAACACCAAGUAUUACGAGCUCUUGGGAGUUUCGAAGAAUGCUUCACAGGAUGAUCUCAAAAAGGCCUACCGUAAAUCUGCCAUCAAGAACCACCCCGAUAAAGGCGGCGACCCGGAAAAAUUUAAAGAGAUUGCACAAGCUUAUGAAGUCUUGAGUGACGCGGACAAGCGUGAAAUCUAUGAUCAAUAUGGUGAGGAUGCCCUCAAGGAAGGAAUGGGGAGUGGAGGUGGCGGUGGCCACAACCCGUUUGAUAUCUUUGAAUCCCUUUUUGGUGGUAGUCCUUUUGGUGGUGCUGGUGGAAGCAGCAGAGGCCGAAGGCAAAGAAGGGGAGAAGAUGUUAUUCAUCCUCUCAAGGUUUCACUUGAGGAUCUCUAUAAUGGUUCAUCGAAGAAGCUUUCCCUUUCUCGUAAUGUGCUCUGCUCCAAGUGCAAGGGGAAAGGUUCUAAAUCAGGUGCUUCAAUGAAGUGUCGUGGCUGUCAAGGUUCUGGGAUGAAAGUUUCCAUCAGGCAUCUUGGCCCAUCCAUGAUCCAGCAGAUGCAGCAUCCUUGUAAUGAAUGUAAGGGUACAGGUGAAACCAUAAGUGACAAGGACCGCUGCCAACAGUGCAAGGGUGAGAAGGUUGUGCAGGGGAAGAAGGUUUUGGAGGUCCAUGUGGAGAAAGGCAUGCAGAAUGGACAAAGGGUCACUUUUCCUGGCGAGGCUGAUGAAGCGCCUGACACAGUUACAGGUGACAUUGUGUUCGUCUUGCAACAGAAGGAGCACCCCAAGUUUAAGCGGAAGGGUGAUGAUCUAUUUAUUGAACACACCUUGACCCUGACUGAAGCACUAUGUGGAUUCCAAUUUAUAUUGACUCAUCUGGACAAUAGGCAGCUCCUCAUUAAAUCCCAGCCCGGGGAAGUUGUCAAACCUGAUCAAUUCAAGGCCAUUAAUGACGAAGGAAUGCCCAUGUACCAGAGGCCAUUCAUGAAAGGGAAAUUAUACAUCCAUUUCACUGUGGAUUUCCCUGAAUCCCUGCACACGGAGCAAUGCAAAGCUAUUGAGACAGUGCUCCCUGCAAGGGCAACAACCCAAAUUACGGACAUGGAAUUGGAUGAAUGUGAGGAGACUACUUUGCAUGCGGUUAACAUUGAAGAAGAGAUGCGUAGGAAGCAGCAAGCUGCCCAAGAGGCAUACGAGGAAGAUGAUGAUGAUAUGCAUGCUGGGGCUCAGAGGGUGCAGUGUGCCCAGCAGUGA